This is a messenger RNA of Psylliodes chrysocephalus, 726 nucleotides long. The record is from the annotation of a GenBank genome assembly. Lineage: Eukaryota; Metazoa; Arthropoda; Insecta; Coleoptera; Chrysomelidae.
AUGGAUCGUAAACUGUUGAGUUUAACAAAACAUCCGGCCAACGCUUUGAAGGACAUAACUAACGAUAGCCCUGGAACAUUAACUAGUGAUUCUGUAGAAUUAAACAAGACAAUAAAACUGUUCAAAGAAAAAGAUCAAGACAAUCAUACUGAUACAAAGAACGCGGAAAAUGAAAAAUGUUUUGCAGAAGAAAACGAGGAACUGCAGUCAGCUCUAACCGAAUUACAAAAAGAAAUUCAUAUGACACAAAACAUUUUAGACAUAGGAAAAAACAAUGAUUUAUCAUCCAGCUUUUUCAACAAUGCAAUAAUAUCCGGCAUAGUGCAAACGGAUAUUAUUACAAACUAUGAUAGUUCUAUUUUUUCCGAUAAGAUUGAGAUGCUCAAUGCCAGUACAACAAACGAUAUUGCCGCGCAAACAAAAACUCCUUUGGAUUUCAAUAAAAACCAACGUGAAGGAAAUAGUAGAAAUGAAGUUAAUGAUGAAGAAGAUGCAACAAAUCAUCCAGAAGAAGUAGAUAAUGUAAACAAUGACCCUAUAUAUCAAAUCGAAGAUGAUGGGGAACAACAUUCUGAUGAAGAAAAUAAUGAUUCCAACAUAACUGUUCUCUUUUUCUUAUUCUUUAGAAUCAACUCUGCCACUAAUUUCAAAAUGGUAUCUAAUAACUGGAAGGAUUGCAAUCCUGUUAAAGUAGAUAGUUCUUUAGCACUAACAAUUCUGUUUUAA